GAGCCAGGCGGGCAGCGCCGAGGCCUGCCCCGGGGGAGCCUGCCUGACCGCCAGGCUGGAGCUCAGCCCGCUGGGCCAGGCCGGGCUUGGGUUCUGGGGCGGCCCGUACCGAGACAACUGUUCCAACCGCUUUAACUGUCCCCUCCUUACUGGCGGAGGUGUGGCCCACCGGGGGGCACCUGCGGGAGAACGAGUCCCGGGCUUCCAAGAGGAGGGACGGAGGCCGGGACGUGGCACCGGGGGCUGAGGCGCUGACGGCUCGAGGAGUGGCCCAGUUGGGGUGGCAGAGGCGCGCCCAGCUUCUCGCUCCACCCACCCUUGAUUCCCUGGAGCUGCCGGGGUGGUUAGGAGCCGGGCUGGAUCUUGAUUUCCCAGCGCCCCAGAUGCGGGAGGCGAGAGCAGGAGCAGCCCGCGUUGGCAGAGACUGGCAGUCUCGUGACUGUCUGCCUGCCCCGAACUGCUAAUCAUCCGCUUUGGAGUUGGGGAAAGUCUCACCAACCGACCCCGGUUGCUUGGAUUCGCUUCUUAUUUUUCUCUGGGAAACGAUGAGGCUUUCUUGAUCAUGGAUGGUGAAGAUAUACCGGAUUUUUCAAGUUUAAAGGAAGAAACUGCUUAUUGGAAGGAACUUUCCUUGAAGUAUAAGCAAAGCUUCCAGGAAGCUCGGGAUGAGCUAGUUGAGUUCCAGGAAGGAAGCAGAGAGUUAGAAGCAGAGUUGGAGGCACAGUUAGUACAGGCUGAACAAAGAAAUAGAGACCUGCAGGCUGAUAACCAAAGACUGAAGUAUGAAGUGGAGGCGUUAAAGGAGAAACUAGAGCAUCAGUAUGCACAGAGCUACAAGCAGGUCUCAGUGUUAGAAGAUGAUUUAAGUCAGACCCGGGCCAUUAAGGAGCAACUGCAUAAGUAUGUGAGAGAGCUGGAGCAGGCCAAUGAUGACCUGGAGCGAGCAAAAAGGGCAACAAUAGUUUCACUGGAAGACUUUGAACAAAGGCUAAAUCAGGCCAUUGAACGAAAUGCAUUCUUAGAAAGUGAGCUCGAUGAAAAGGAAUCUUUGUUGGUCUCAGUACAGAGGUUAAAGGAUGAAGCCAGAGAUUUAAGGCAAGAACUAGCAGUUCGGGAACGACAACAGGAAGUGACCCGCAAGUCUGCUCCCAGCUCUCCAACUCUGGACUGUGAGAAGAUGGAUUCUGCGGUCCAGGCUUCACUCUCCUUGCCUGCAACGCCUGUUGGGAAAGGCACAGAAAACAGUUUUCCUUCACCAAAAGCUAUACCAAAUGGCUUUGGAACCAGUCCACUAACUCCUUCUGCUAGGAUAUCAGCACUAAACAUCGUGGGAGAUCUCUUGCGGAAAGUAGGGGCUUUAGAAUCCAAGUUAGCAGCUUGCAGGAACUUUGCAAAAGACCAAGCAUCCCGCAAGUCUUAUGUUCCAGGGAGCGUUAACUGUGGGGUAGUGAACAGCAACGGCCCAGAGUGCCCAAGGUCAGGGCGAGCAACUUUCUUCCAUAAAGGGGCAGUAAAUGGCUUUGAUCCAGCUCCUCCUCCUCCUGGGCUGGGCUCCUCACGCCCAUCGUCAGCACCGGGUAUGCUGCCUCUCAGUGUGUGAGUGCCCGGCUUCCAGGUGGGGCCCCUGCCCUCUUCCAGCAGCCCAGGACACCUACGCCUCGUCCCUCGGUGCCUGGGUCCAGCCCUGUGCCCCUCUGUCCGCCUCUUCACCGCUGGCAGAGGGCAGGCUGCAUGCAGUGGCGGCUGCUGGGCCCUGCCCAGCCCCAGGACUCUGCGCGAUAUCAAUACUGGCUAUUUUCUCUUCUCGCCGUAGUGCCGUUGGUUUCACAUGAUUGCACUUUUGUGGGUCACAAGUGAUACAUACGUGUAUUACUCGAUCACUGGAUGUGGAAGUACCCAUUCAUCACAUCUGCCUCAUAGCCCCCAUCUUUGCUGUGCUGAUAGGAUUUAGUUGUGUUUAGGACAUUGCAGAUCUUCUAGAAGUUUCCCCUCAAUCAGGUUGAUAAGACCUUCUAAGCUUCUGCCAAGCAUCUUCAGUGCUCACAAUCAUGUGUCCCCUAGCCUCACCCCUGCAGUUCAGGCCUGUUUCUGUCAGAGUCAGGAACAUCUCUGAAUUAUGGAACACUGUCUGUACCUUCUGACUUUAUGUAAGCAGUCCAUUCCAUUGCUUGUUUCUCAAAGCAGCGAGAUACCUGUCUGAGCUGCAGGAGGCAGGGGCAGCUGGGACAUGGGCACUUCAGGGCCGAGCCUCUGUGUUGCCUUCUCCUCUGUCCUCAGACUCAGGAGGCAGGUGGCAAUCUCCUCGCCAGCAUUCUAGGCCCUCAGUUCAAUGACAUCUCUCAGAGCAUUUUUGUUUUCUCCUCUGAAGGUCCAUCCAGUUGCAUUGGGAAGGGUUGAGGGGCCUGAUUCUGGGGCUGGCUAGUGCCAGCUCUCGGGGGCAGACUGGCUAGGUGUUUGUCCCUUGCACCCUAUGAUUAUUCUCAUGCUGCACUUACUGUUUACAUUUGUUUUAUUGUACAUAGGUUUGUAAACAUUAUUGCCUAAGAUAUUUGUAUAUAACUUGGGCUUUGUAGCUUUUAUUUAUUCAGACUCAUAUGGCAUGUUAAUUAAUGACUUACGAUGGUGUCCUACUCUGGGCAGCUGUAUAGGAUCAUCAUGUGGUUAAAAGAAGAUACUUCCCUCCAAAAAAAUCUUUUAAUGUGGAAACAAUAAAUUUCACAGAAAAAAAAA
Molecule: messenger RNA, 2730 nt
Organism: Mus caroli (Ryukyu mouse)
Lineage: Eukaryota; Metazoa; Chordata; Mammalia; Rodentia; Muridae
Source: RefSeq, a predicted model, not a curated record